AGCUAGCGAUCGAUCACUGGAACAGUCCAACUUGUGAGGCAAAAUAGUUUUGUACACUGUUUUGUUUUUUGUGUGUAUCUUCCUCUUCAGUUGCUUUUGUCUGGGUGGAUUUGCCAAGCAUGAGCAUUGUCGGGGAGGGCCAGGGGAAGUCUGAGCUGCUCAGCAACUCCUUGCAAGCAACCUGUCGGAUGUGUCUGUGAACAGUGAUAGCAGAAGCAUGUGGCUUCCCACAGUCCUGUUUAAAUACUGAACUGCACAAAGAUGUUACGUUUCUUUCGACGGACUCUGGGGCGUCGGUCUAUGCGCAAGCAUGUGGAGAAGGAGCGGCUAAGAGAGGCCCAAAGAGCUGCAACCCACAUCCCUGCAGCUGGAGAUGCAAAAUCCAUCAUCACUUGUCGAGUAUCGUUGCUGGAUGGAACCGAUGUCAGUGUGGACUUACCGAAAAAAGCCAAAGGCCAACAUCUGUUUGAACAGAUCAUGUAUCAUCUGGACCUCGUUGAAAAUGACUACUUUGGACUGAGGUUCAUGGAUUCCGCACAAGUGGCACAUUGGUUGGACAACACAAAGAGCAUUAAAAAACAAGUUAAAAUUGGCCCACCAUACUGUCUGCAUCUUCGUGUAAAAUUUUACUCCUCUGAGCCUAACAAUCUCCGUGAAGAGUUAACAAGGUAUUUAUUUGUUCUUCAGCUAAAACAGGAUAUUCUCAGUGGAAAGUUGGAAUGCCCGUUUGACACAGCAGUCCAGUUGGCAGCUUAUACCUUACAAGCUGAACUUGGCGAUUAUGAUCCUGCUGAACAUGUUCCUGACCUGGUGUCUGAGUUCAGGUUUAUGCCCACUCAAACUGAAGAGCUGGAACUGGCCAUUUUCGAGAAAUGGAAGGAAUACAGGGGGCAAACGCCAGCCCAAGCUGAAACUAACUAUUUGAACAAAGCUAAGUGGCUGGAAAUGUAUGGGGUGGACAUGCACAUAGUCAAGGCGAGGGACGGCAAUGAUUACAGCCUUGGACUGACCCCGACAGGAGUUCUGGUCUUUGAAGGUGACACCAAGAUUGGUCUGUUUUUCUGGCCAAAGAUAACCAGACUGGACUUCAAGAAGAACAAAUUAACACUAGUUGUUGUUGAAGACGAUGAGCAGGGGAAGGAGCAGGAGCACACUUUUGUGUUUAGGCUGGAUCACCCCAAAGCCUGCAAACACUUGUGGAAGUGUGCAGUGGAACAUCAUGCUUUCUUCCGCCUAAGGGGACCCGUCCAAAAAGGCUCAAGCCGAUCAAGCUUCAUUCGGCUGGGAUCACGGUUCAGAUACAGUGGGAAAACAGAAUACCAGACAACCAAGACCAACAAAGCUAGAAGAUCAGCAUCCUUUGAAAGGAGGCCCAGCAAGCGAUAUUCAAGGAGAACACUACAAAUGAAAGCAAACGUUGCUAAACUUGAAGAAACAAGCAUUCCGAACAAUGUCUUACAUCAAAAUAAUGGAUCACAACAAAGCUGGAAUGCAAAGCCGACCCUGCCUGUCAAAAUGACAGUUCCAUCUGGCCCAGUCUUAGUGGAAAUAGAAAAUCUUCCUAGGAGCCCUGGAGCCAGCCAGCAAGACAUGAAAUGCAUGCCUCUGAUUGUUGAUUUACUAGACAGCAAGGAGUUGCUGGAGACUUGCAUUGAUGAGCCUGCUGCUAGUUUGACAGCAGGAGUUCCAGAGGAGGCAGAUCUUAGCUUUGUUCCUCCGGGCACAAAGGAGACAGCUGCUGAAAAAAUAGAACCUGCUGCAUUCGAAGACACGUUGAAACUGAAACAUCUGGAGACAGAACCCAGCCCGAUGCCAGCGCCCCGCUCCAACAUAAACAUCAAUAUCAAUAAACAGGAUGAGGUGGUGAAGUUGACAGAUAAGUGUCUUAAUAACGCAAUUGAGAGCCCAGUAACAACACCAGAGCGUCUUCCUGCAGACAUAAAGAGCAACAUCCUGAAGGCGCAGGCAGAGGCAGUGCACAAGAUCACAAGAGAGGAUAGCAUGUUGGACAACAAGAAAGCCAAUAUUCACGAUGCCACUGCCAGGGGCAUCCUGAUCUCAGGGAAAGCACAGAGCAGCCUGCUGGCAACCAACCCACUAUUUCAGGAAUCAAGAGAAGUGCUGAAAGAAAUCCCUGCCUCAAAUGCCUUCCUUCCUAAUGCAUUAGAAGAGGAUAAUGCUGCCUCUGGCCCUGAAGAAUCACAGAUUCCAGCUAUUCUGGCUCCAGCAGAGGAGACUGCAGUUUUAAAGAGCAGUCCAGAUGACCUUGAUGUUUUGUUAACAUCACUGACGGAGAAUCUAAUUGACUUUACAGAAACCAUUCCUCGGGUGUCUUCCCAGCCCACAAUUACACCCAGGUGGAUCGUGCCAAGUGGGCUGGUUUCCAAUGGGCCUUUGGGGAAUGAUGUUGUUUUAGCUCUAAAGGCAGUGAAAGGCAGCACCGAAGCAUUGUCACUCCCAGCUGGAUCUCCCUCAUCACAGCAGUCAGCUGAAAUCCUUGCAAGCCCCGUCACGGAGGAUCCUGCGAUAAAGCCGAAAUGUUUACUCACCACUGAACUCUGAGAGGAGGGAGCUUCAGUGCUUCCAAUCUGCUGAAAACUCAAACCUUCUAGCAUCUUCAAGGAGCCCUUUGGAAGGACCUACCUGGGAUUAAGCUCUUGCUGGAUGUGGCCACAAAUGACCAGCUGCUUUGCUGAGAAUCUGGAGGGAAACGUUCAUCUUUAUUGAAGUUCAGAUAGAACUAUAGUAUAAACUAGGAUGUAAAGCUUCAAGGAUGCAUGAGCUUCUCUCAGGAGCGAUGAAACACACACUGGAACUAGUUCUGGGCAUGAAUAACGAAAUCUAGGAGUGUUCUAUCCAUAUUCGACUUAGUCUCCUUACUUUUUACUGCUUCAUAGAUGGAAAGUGUUCAUCUGAUAUCAGCCCACUAGCUUUGUGAAAAGUCAUGGCCCAGAGCUUCAUAACUUGACACUUGGGGAAAUUAGAAGAACUUCUAGGGCCACCUGCUGGUUAUGAAUAUAAAUGGUGACUAAUAGCGAUAAUGGUAAUUUUAUACAGUCAAGGCCAUUCUUUUCUGUGUGAAUGUCCCUUCUCUGUUUUUCUUUGUACCAACGUGGACAAGCCUUCUUGGCCUUAACCCCCUUUGUAGUCUUUGCACCUUCUCUUUACAGCACCUGGAGAGAACUGAAAAUCCAGCCCAUGGGUGCACAUUUACCCCAGUAACUGGAUUUAAGCUGCUCUUCAUACCCAGAGAAAGGAAGAAUUCUUCUGCCAAACAGUUUAGGAUUCCCAGAGAAAGGUAGGGAGGUCCCAUAUUUUGCCCCAGGUAUCUUCAUUUCCUAGAAGACUUAGCAAACAUGUUUUGAUGUAUUUUAAGCCAUAGAUAUGCAUCCUAGUUUGGAUCCUAAAGCGAGACCUAUGGAUGAAGGGCAUGAACACUGGGACUCUCCAAAGGCUGGUCUCUGUUAUAUAUUUUAGGGCUAGGAGGGACUUUUCAUUGUUCAUCUUGGUUUGGUGGGUGUUUCCAGCUGCUGUUGUUUAGGAACACUCGACUAGCUUGUUAGUGACACAAGUGUACAAACAGAACAGUUAAUAUCCCGCCUGUAUUCAGUUCCAAACUUCAAUAUCAGGUGUGGAUGGGAGUGAGAGUGGAAAGAGGUCAGCUGGGGACAGAAUGAGGAUCAAGGGUCAAAUGUCUCCUAAUGGCAAUUCACCCAUUUGGAUAGGUGGAAGGUAGGAGCAUUUGUGCAAGAAUGGUGACCGGACUACACACUGCAAAGUGCUGACCUUCCUGUACUAAUGGUAAACGUGUUUGUUACCACGUACUAAGGAGGAUUAAGAUACAGACAGUAGGUCAGCUUGAAGAGACCAUUAGGGCUGCUGGCAAUAGGGUCCCCAGCAGAAACCACACAGAUGAGUAUUUAGAUACUAUGGUGACGAAUGCCAUAGAAAACUUUUAACAAAAGGUCAAAGGAAAGCAAAAAAUGGGAGCCCAAUUGGACAAUAAUUUGAUGUCCUUUAUCAUGCCAGGGUCCUAACAGGAAUGCCUGGUUGAAAUAGCAAGGGGGCUAGGUUUCUGUGUUUGUGACUGUAGUGCUGUAUUUUAUAAAUAUUUACAUGCAGAUAGUUCAUGUUGGCGGAAACACUUUUAAAGACAAUUCUUAAACUUUUGCCCAAUUUCACUCCUGCACAUUUCUAAAUGUGGAAAAUUAAAAACUGGACUAAACCACUGUAGUGGUGUGAGAGAAUGGGUUAGUUUUGGGCUGGUUUUCCCCUCAGCGUAACAGAGUUUGCUGCUGCUGAAUGUGGCUGGUUCUGUCAGGGGCUUGUGCUUGUGUCUGCAAGAUGCUUAUUGAGAGUAAUGUUGUUAAAGAAGGAAUGGCUCAUUGUACAUGGCCCACUGUUUCUCCUCAGUCUCUUCUCCCCUCUUCCCCCUCCAAAAAAUAAAAUAAAAUACAGCCUUACAUAGGGAAGAAUAGAAAACAUAAGUAGCAGUGGGGCUUGGAAGACCAGCCCGUGACUGUGCGUGGAUAGUGGUUCCCAGGCACUGCUACAGGAACCAGUGCUAGGGAUUUGUGACUGGUACCACAGGUUUUCCCACGCACUGAUUGUGAGAGGAAUUGAGCUGCCCAAGUCCUCACUGACUCCAGCACUUCUCAUCCUCAAAGUGAACUUCUGUCAUAGGCCAAAUGUGGUGGUUCUGCUCACUCCCCAUUCAACUGUAUCCACUGUAGUAGAGCUCUGGAUUGUUUACUCUUCAUGCCCAAGCUUUGUUGCAGGGUAGAAUAGAUAUGGCUUCCUGGCUCAUAUCUUAGUCUGGGUUACUACAUUUGCCCAAAAAGGUUGCUUCAGCAAUGGGAAGCUACAGGUGCAGGAACAAAGCCAUUACUGUGAUGGAGAAACUUGGCACUUCCUGUUAACCUGUUUGCCCAGUAGCAUCACCUGCCAGAGAGAUUUGUUGGUUUUGUCAACAAACAGAAGACUGUAGAAUUUUAAUUUAAAACAAGUUGUUAAUUGAUACAGCAGGUUGAGGUGAACUGUGCACUAGCCAUAAGAGCCUCUUAACAAAAUAAAAUAAUUAAGCAUAGAGCAUAGUAUGUGCAGUCCCUACCCAGUGACCAUCUGUGUCCAAUAAAUUAUACAUGGUGGUGAAAAUAUUGUGCCCCUAAAAUCUAAAUAAUUUAAUGCUGAAUUAAUUAGUGUGAUCUUUUUAAUCCCUUCUGUGGCCAAGAUUUUUCCAAAGUAACUAGUGAUUUUCAAUGCCUGCAUUUUGGUGCCCAGCUUCAGUUAUUUGGGAUGAAAUCUUGGCCCCAUUGAAGUCAGUGGCAAAACUCCUAAUGACUUACAGAGGGACAAGGAUUUUACCAUUAAUUUUCAGAGAGUGAGUGCUCCCCACUUGCUGAAAAUUAGGGCCUUUUAAAUAUCAAGUUGGGCACCCACAAUUGCUAGUCACUCUGGAAAAUUGUGACCUGUAAAUCCUAUUCUGUUCCAAUGAUGAUCUGACGCUUAUAGUUUUGUUUCACUAAAAUGUUACUUACAAAAUGGCAGAUGUAAGUGCAGUAGCCAUGAUUGGCUGUUGAAUCCGUAUUGUAACAUUACAGAGGACCCAUAUUUACCAAAACAAAGAAAAAUACAGGAACCGUGAAACCUACAGAGUAUCAAUUACUGCCUUUCGUCCACUCAGAAGGGGACAUUUCUUAUCAUUUCUUGUUUUCAACUGGUUGUGUAGAAGGCCCAGCUAGCCUGUAAAAUGUUGCCCAUUGGCAUUUAGUUAUUUUAACUUGAGUGAUUCAUCUAUAAAAUUCUGCCGUCCAGGUUUUGAAUUUGUUGUUCGGACAUUUGAUGACAUUGUUGAACAGUUACAAAGUACAGCAAAACAGCCCUUUUAAAAUUUGAAAAGAGUGAGAAAUAGGCAAUUUGUACCACCCAAUAUGUGGCGUUCAAAGAGGGAAAAACCCAGUUUCCAGAACCAAGGAGUUUAUUUCCAUUUGAAUUACAAAACUAUCACCCCACUUUUUACUGAUGCUUAUUCCAGUUUAUAGUAAGUAAUUAAAUGUUGCAUUUUGCCUCUUCUUUUACUAUGUUGGUGUUUAGUUUCUAGAUAUCAAACAGAGCGCAGGAUCUUGGAGACCAAAACCACAGGCCUCUUUACCACUUUAACUAUGGCUCUGCUAGUAAGAAAGACAGUAUAAAGCAGUACUUACACAUUAGCCAGUUACAGGACAUACGCAAGGAUGAAUUUCUUCAAAUUUGAGCAUUAGCCUAUGUAGCACAGUAGGACUUUAUUUUGGACUGUUAUUUGAACAAAUAACUUUGGGAAGGAAAAACUUCCUGCUCCAGGAAAGAGACUCUGGAUCAUAGCCCAGUUCAAAUUUGGGUUUCGUUCUACAGCCUCUUCUUUUCAGUCUUGUUCCCCUUCCCAGUCUCUCCCCUGCCCCACACCUCGCUUUUUGUCUUCAGCACAUUCCUGCCUCUUGCAGGAGAUGCUGUACUACGCGAUCAUCCUUCCCCUUCACAAGCAGCAUGGGGCUAUCUUGUCAAGUACUAAACGUGCGCUGCUAGAAACCAAACCUGCUAUAGGUCAGGGCAUUCACCUAGCAGGUGUCUCUCUUGACCAACUGUCAGCCCAACACCUUGUCAUGUGAGAUGUCUUAUCAGAACUUCUUGGAUUAGCAGCAAACUCUGUUAGCACUACUCUGUCACACCCACGGCUUUUCACAAAUAGCUGGACAAUAGUACAUUUUUAUUUAAAAAAUCCUUGUCGUUAAUGGCCUUUUAAUGAUGCAAGUGUAACCCAGUUUAACACAGAGUAGCAAAGAGCAUGGGUUGCACAAGAUGACUCAUCAGAGGCAUGUUUAAAAAUUUCUAUAACAGAACAGCCAUUUGAAAAUGUGAAAAGCUGGGAGCCACAUUAUGGUCUGCUAAGCUCUGGGAGUUGUUUUCUGGCCCAGAGCAGUCCUCCUUCUACCUGAAUCUUUCUUAGGACUUUAGAAAUAUUGCAAGCCCCUUACUCCAAUGCAUUAAAAUUAAAUGACUUUUGUAAGCACACUAGGUUUUUAUGAUUAGAGAGCGAAAUCCAGGCAGUUUGAAGAGUCUGCAUUUGAGACCUGUGAUCUGGAACACUCGGCAUUAGCAUUUGACACUGGGCAUCAGUAUGUUCCCCUUCAGCUCACGUGCUGAAGCCCCAUGUAACUGUUCGCGGUAGGGAGCGGGUAUUGCACAAUGUGGGAGGAAGGUAGGAGUCUUCUGUGAGGUUCUCAGCCAUUUUACUUUCUGGCUGAGCACUUCAUUUCUCUGGUUUCCUCCUACACACACACAACUAAUUACACUUAACUGGACAAAUGUAUUUCGAAGUAUGCAAGAAUAUUUUUUAGCUAGAGAGUUUUGUUAAUCACCCUAGCUACUGUAUUUUUACGUUUUAUAUGUAAAGCUUGACAAUAGCUCAACGUAUAAUUUAUUUGUUUUUUAUAAAGUUCACCCUCCUGCUUCACGACAAUAGCCAAUGUAUAAACUGUAUUAGAGGCACUGCACUGAGCUUCGUAUUGCGUCUGUACAUGGGAACAAGAACUGUGAUUUGUAGUCCACUCAGAAUCAAUUGUGAAUUGUUUUUAUUGUAGUUUUCUCUUAAAUAUACCACAUCUGUGCAAAACAGUCUCCCAGAGUCAUCUUUCCUUCGA
Molecule: messenger RNA, 7676 nt
Organism: Malaclemys terrapin pileata
Lineage: Eukaryota; Metazoa; Chordata; Testudines; Emydidae
Gene: EPB41L5
Product: erythrocyte membrane protein band 4.1 like 5
Exons: 26
Coding region: 262-2562 (766 amino acids)
Cellular component (GO): cytoskeleton
Molecular function (GO): cytoskeletal protein binding
Source: RefSeq, a predicted model, not a curated record